Molecule: messenger RNA, 3404 nt
Organism: Erinaceus europaeus (western European hedgehog)
Lineage: Eukaryota; Metazoa; Chordata; Mammalia; Eulipotyphla; Erinaceidae
Gene: IKBIP
Product: IKBKB interacting protein
Exons: 3
Coding region: 84-1193 (369 amino acids)
Source: RefSeq, a predicted model, not a curated record
GGGCGGGGCCACCGCGCGGGCAGGCCUGCCACGUCCUCUCCCCGGUGCAGAAGGCCGAGGGGCUCGGGUAGAGGCUCCUGGACAUGUCGGAGGUGAAGAACCGGAAGAAGCCGGGGCCCCGGGCGGCCCCCGAUGACGGGCACCGCGGCGAGGGCGGGAAGGGCGCGGCGGCCCGGGGCGGCGGCGGCGGCUGGGCGGACUCCCGCACGGGGCUGAGUCUGCUGUCGCUGGGGACGUGCCUGGGCCUGGCCUGGUUAGUAUUUCAGCAGUCGGAAAAGUUUACAAAGAUGGAAAAUCAAUACCAGUCACUGCAAACAGAAACCAGCGAGUUCCGGGGACUUCAAAAUAAAAUCAGUUUAAUCUCAGAAAAGCUUGAGGCCACUGAAAGUAUCCUGCAGGAAGCCACAUGGGCCAUGUCUCUCCUGAGCCAGUUUGAGCAGGAAGUGUCCAGCCUCCAAAGUGUCGUGCGGCACGUGCAGAACGGCGAGGAGACGCUCGCCGGGGAGGCGCGAGGCCUGCGGGAGAAGCUGCGGAACAUCACGGCGGCCUGCAGGAGAAGCCAGGAGGACAUGCUUGCCAGCACGGACGCGUUCAAGUCGGAAGCAAAACACAUACACUCCCAAGUCACUGUGCGGAUUAACUCCGCGGAGCAGGAGAUGAGCGUGCUCACCGAGAGGCUGAAAGAUCUGGAAGACGGCACGCUCAGAAACAUCAGGACAGUACAGCGACAGGAGGAAGAGGAUCUUCUGCGGGUGGAGGAGCAGCUCGGCUCUGAUGCAACAGCCGUUAGGAAAUUAGAAGCGGAAAAGAAUGAACUGUUUGCCAGGGGCAAAGAGCUGACGCUCAAGCUUUCCAGCUACGAGCCCAAAGUGGAGGAGUGCAAGACGCAUCUCCCAGCCAUCGAAAAUGCCGUGCGGUCCGUGCUCAGAGUCUCUCAGGACCUGAUGGGGACAGAGAAGAAAGUGGAGGACCUGACAGUUCAGAUGUUCCACGUGGAGGAGGACAUGCUGAACGCAGUGUCUGAGGUGAUGGAGCUGCAGAGAGCCCUUGAGGGCGUUCAGUACGACAACAGCAUGUUGAAGAUGCAGCGUGAGCUGGACGUCCUGAAGGGCAAGGUCCAGGAUUUUAUCACGUAUUCAAGUACAAGAGGAAAGGGCGCCCCAGAAGAACAUGAUCCGGAAAAUGAAAACUGAACCCGCUCCGCGUGUUCUGAUGAACCAUGUGACGUGUCAGCCCACUGCUGGGCGCGUGGGUCAUACUGAAAUGCUUCACGAGAAAGUCGGUGAGGUGUCUGUCUGCACAAACGCAUCGUCCAGAUAAAGCUGGCUUGCCUAAGCACUACGACUUACUUUAACCACUUGGAGUGGAAAUAUUUAUGAAUCAGAUUUUUCUUUUGAAAAGAAGAAUACUUAAGGGCUGGGCAGUGGCACACCUAGUUAAUUGCACACAGUACUAAGGAAAGGACCCGGGUUUGAGCGCCUUCUCCCCACCUGUAGGGGGGACGCUUCACUAGCAGUUAAGCGGGGGCUGCAGGUGUCUCUCUUUCUCUCUCCUUCUCUAUCUCCCCCUUCUCUCAAUUUCCUUCUGUCUUACCAAAUAAAAUGGAGGAAAAAGAAAAAGUAAGCCACCAGGAGCAGUGGAUUCGUAGAGCUGGCAUCAAGUCCCAGUGAUAACCCUGGAGGUGAAAGAGAGAGAGAGAGAGAGAGAGAAAGAAAGAAAGAAUUUUAAAUGUUUUUCUAAAAAUUAAUGGAUGUAGUUAUGACUAUCUCCUAGUAUAUUGGUCCCAAAUAUAUUAAUAUAUAUACAUAUAUAUGUAGCUUUUUAAAUAUUUUUAUUGGAUAGAGAAAGCCAGAAAUUAAGAGGGCAAGCGGGGGUAGAGAGAGACAGAGAGACACCUGCAGCCCUGCUUCACCACUCGGGAAGCUUUCCCCCUGCAGGUGGAGACCGGGGGCUCAAACCCAGGUCCUUGCACACUGUAGUGUGUGCGCUUAACCAGGUGCUCCACCAUGUAUGACCCCCACACAUAUAUUCAUAUCUCUUGCAGACACUGAGGAAUGUUUACCACUUUACUAAAAAAACCUAUUUUGCUUAUUUUAUUUUUUGGGUCAGGGGUGGUUGGGGUGCCCAGGCAGUAUCCAGGUUCAAACCCAGGGUCAUACGUGCUAAGUGCAUGCUCCACCGCUGAACUACAGUCCAAGCCCCCAUUUGUUAUUUCCCAUCUUACAUGCAUGUAGUCUGCUUUUUCUGUCAGCGGAUCACGCAGCGCUUAAGCGAGAAGGCUUUCGUGUCUCAGGCUCCAAAGUCUCACUCAACCCCUCACGCCACCAUAAACCAGAGCUGUGGUGCCAUCUCCCUCUUUGUUUGUUUCUAUCUAGCUGACUAGCUGACUAGGCGAGUGAGAAAGGCAGCCUGGAGCAGGAAAGCCAUGCACACAGUCAGGCCCUCGUCCGUCCGUCCGUCAGUCCGUCAGUUUCAGCCUGAGUUGACUUCACAGGGAAGUGCUCUCUGCUUUUCUUGUCAAUGACCAGCAGUAGUUGGGGGGUUACAGUGCAGUUUCCACUGAAUCAAACACAAAGAACUUGAAAGUACAGAAACGUACAGAAGGCAGUUACGAUCACGUCAUUUUUAUUACCUGAAGUUGCAAAGUUCUUGAAAAAAAUCCCAGACAAACUCUGGGGUUGGGAUCCCAGACCUGUGGCAGGUCGUCACGCGUCCUGAAAACCAGCCUGAUGUUCCCGCCUGAGGCUCUCGGGUUCCAGGCUCUGACAAAGAAGAACACAGAAGCCCGACAGAGUGCCGCUGUCAGGGGGCAAAGCACUAAUCUCUGUGGGCAGCAACAACAUGCAUUCGUUUGCGUUGAUUUCCAUAUCAACCCAAUCGAUCGUGAAACUCGCGGGGACUUUGCUGAUCCACAUCCCGGUCAGGGCAGGGGGUGGUUCCUUCUCUUGCACUGAACACUCCCAAUAAACCUGGAUGGCUGAGACUUUUUCAUCAGAAGAACUAUAGUUGUGGUUACAGAAUAAAAAGGAGCAAGCUGACACGGUACUCCACACCAUGGUUACAAGCGCCGGGGAGCUUGGCUUGAUCCCAGCAGCCCACGGGGCACCUGUGUCUCCCCCUUAAAGAAGGAAAGACUUCUGUCUUUCCCCGCGGGCCUGGAGGUGGCUCAUCAGUACCAUGCAGGGGUUGGACCCUGGGUCCAUCGUCCAGCACUGCAGCAAAGUGUCAUCAGAGAUCACACAGAGCGAACGGGCCUUCCUUUGUCCCUUUCACUCAUUUCACUUCUGAGACCGCAAACGUGUAUAUGCUAUCAGAUACUCAGGCUUUCUGUGGAGGGAGAUGGCCAAUAUUUUAAGAGACGCUUUUGUAUCUUUGUAAUUGACAAUAAAGUUUACACGACUUUA